AUGCCACAGGACGAUUAUGACAACGUCUAUAAAAUCAUACUCCUGGGCGACGCCACAGUCGGCAAGAGCCAUCUGCUGAGCCACUAUAUCAGGGGAACACUCCCUAAGCAGGCAAAAGCUACUAUCGGGGUGGAGUUUGCAACAAGAACCGUACCUCUAGCCAGCGGAGGUACCGUGAAAGCACAGAUAUGGGAUACAGCAGGACAGGAGCGUUAUCGCAGCAUCACUAGCGCACACUACCGCCGUGCGGUUGGAGCGCUGCUGGUGUACGACAUUACCAAUCGACAGAGCUUCUACAAUUGCCACAAGUGGCUUGAUGAACUAAGACUAGCCGCAGAACCAGAUAUUGUAGUAGUAUUAGUCGGGAACAAAAUUGACCUUGCCAUACAAGACCCAGCAGUCAGGCAAGUACACAGAGACCAAGCAGCAAUGUUCGCAAACGAGUGGAACCUACACCUAUUCGAGGCAUCAGCGGUAUCCGGACAUAACGUUAAAGAUGUGUUCGAAUUCCUAUUACAGGAAAUACAUAACCUUAAGUCACGCGCAGAUGCAACACACGGAAAUGAGGAGGCAACAAUAAACACCGCAGAGUCAAGCAGAAUGGACUCCAUGCGUAGCUCAAGGAGAACCUCAAACGAAGCAAUUCUAGGAUGCCUGCAGCAAGACGGCUGCAGAGGAAACCCAUGCAUCUUCCAGUAG
Babesia sp. Xinjiang is the source of this 699-nucleotide messenger RNA. Its product is annotated as Ras-related protein YPTC6. Gene Ontology annotation, cellular component: endosome. Gene Ontology annotation, molecular function: GTP binding; GTPase activity. Bases 1 to 699 code for a protein of 232 amino acids. NCBI's taxonomy places the organism in Eukaryota, Apicomplexa, Aconoidasida, Piroplasmida, Babesiidae. The transcript is spliced from 2 exons. The record is from RefSeq and is a predicted model, not a curated record.